AUGGCGGGGGCCUGCCCCACAAGUUUCUCGCCCCCAACAACAAAAUUUCCAUGCUCCAUACAAUCUACGUCCCCGGACAAACUAACGAGAGAACAAGGUCGAAAAGAAAAUUUUACCCCAAUUGGGGAAUCGUAUACGAGUUUGUUAUGGAAAUUAAUACAAUUGAGAGUGGUUGAACCUGUCAAUCCGUACGUUGUCAAUCCAAAUGCAAGAGGUUUUUAUCUAACUGUUAUAUGUGAGUAUCACGCCAACGCUCCAGGUCAUAGCACAGAGAAUUGUUGGACCCUAAAAAGAGUCAUUGAGAAGUUAAUCGAGGAUAAGCUAAUCGAGGUACGCAAUGAGGAAGCACCGAAUGUCACCAAUAACCCACUUCCUGCUCAUAAUAAUGAGCGUGUUGUAGGGAUGGUUGACAUUUUUGAAGAUUAUGAGCAAACAAGUAGAACAAAAGUGGAAAGCAAGGUUUCAAAAGAAGAGUCUAGUAUGGUUUUAGAACCCAUACAAAGGGCACCGAUAAUUAUUAAAGGUGCAAGUUCAAAUUUUGGGAACUCGAGGAAGCUAGUGUUGUAUGUCCCUGAAUCUAUAAAAAGAGUAGACGUACCGUUGAAUGGACAAAAAUUCUAUAUUCCUGGUAAAUUUUCAACGUUUAAUCAAAAUCAAGAAAGUAUGAAAGAGCCAGCUGUGAUACAAAUUACAGCACAACUUCCGAUCACAAACACCAAGGCCGUUCCGUGGAACUACAACAAAGUCGUCAUUACUCACAUGGGAAAGGAGAUUGUCGAAGAAACAAAUGAAACAAGAGGCUUAACUCGUUCCGGAAGAUGUUAUGCUCCGGAAGAAUUAAGGAGGGACAAACAAAUCAAAGAAAAUCAGUUGCCGAUGAAAAAACCAGUCACUGAGGAAGAUGCUGAAGAGUUUCUGAAAAAGAUGAAAGCUCAAGAUUAUUCUGUUAUAGAUCAGUUGAGGAAAAUGCCUGCUCAAGUCUCUUUAUUGUCAUUACUCAUACAUUCUAAAGAACAUCGUGAAGUGUUGACCAGAAUUUUGAAUGAGGCACAUAUAUCAGAAAAUAUUACAGUAGGUCACUUCGAAAAAAUGGUCAAUCAAAUUUUUGAGGUAAAUAGAAUCACUUUCAAUGAUGAUGAAUUACCCUUGGAAGGAUCUGGACAUAAUAGGGCUCUACAUUUAACCGUGAAAUGUGAAGAACACUAUGUGAAGAGAGUCAUGGUCGAUGGAGGAUCAGGUGUAGACAUAUGCCCUCUUUCCACUCUACAAAGCUUGAAAAUCAACACUGAUAGGAUUCUUACUAACAAUGUUUGUGUACGGGCAUUUGAUGGUGCAAAACGGGAUAUUCUUGGUGAAAUAUACUUAAUUGUUACAAUUGGACCAGCGGAGUUUGGAAUCACUUUCCAAGUUAUAGACAUGGACACAUCUUACAAUCUGCUUUUGGGUAGGCCAUGGAUCCACAUGGCUAGAGCUGUGCCAUCUACUCUACACCAAGUGGUCAAGUUUGAACAUGACAAACAAGAAAUCAUUGUCCAUGGUGAAGAUGAUCUCCCAAUCACCCGAGAUCCUUCAAUACCAUGCAUUGAGGCUAAAAGAGGUUGUGAAUCCCUCAACUAUCAGGCUUUGGAGAUAAUAACGGUUAAUCAGUUCUUAGAAGGAAAUCCUAUCCUCCAACCUCGUCUGUCCUCUACUUCAGUCAUGGUGGUGGCUCAAAUGGUACAAAACGGCUAUGAACCCGGAAAGGGGUUAGGUUUGUCGUUGCAAGGAAUUUUGAAUCCUAUCAGUCCAAUAGGUGAUAAAGAUACAUUCGGUUUGGGUUUCAAUCCAACUAGAUUUGAUAGAAAAUGGGCAAAAGAUCGUAAAAGAAAUGCUUGGAAUCUGUCGAAGCCGAUCCCCCAUAUUGCUCAAUCUUUCAUUAAAUCUCAAGGUGAACCGUGUCCAGACUUACCAAUCCAAAUGAUGUGGAUUAAAUGUGUCAAGGUAUCAAGGAAAUGUUUUAAGAGUUACGUUAACUUUAAUAAUAUGACAUGCAUGCGGAGUUUACAAUUAGAUCCUAAAAAGUUCUCUGAUCUCAUAACAAUGAAUCCUAAGUCUAAGGAAUAUGAUGAAGAUGAAGCUGAUGAAGAAAUAAAAAGGGGUUUGGAUCAAUUUGAAAAUAAGCCUAAACCUAAUUUAAGUGAAACAGAGGUUUUUAAUUUGGGAACUCCCGAAGAAGUAAAAGAAAUAAAGAUAAGAAUUCAUGUCGAUCCAAAUAUUCGAGACGACAUAAUUCAAGUUUUAAUUGAAUACAAAGAUGUCUUCGCUUGGUCAUACGAAGACAUGCCGGGGUUAAGUGCUGAUUUGGUAGUUCAUAAACUUCCCAUACAUCCUGAUUUUCCACCUGUCCAGCAAAAGCAGAGAAAAUUUAAGACAGAUAUGAGCGAUAAAAUCAAAGAGGAAAUCAUGAAGCAACUGAAUGCAAAAGUGACCAGGGUCGUCCAAUACACUACUUGGUUGUCUAAUGUUGUGCCAGUAGCAAAAAAGGAUGGAAAGAUCAGAGUUUGUGUUGAUUAUCGAGAUUUAAACAAAGCAAGUCCAAAAGACAAUUUUCCACUACCCAACAUUCAUAUCUUGGUUGACAAUUGUGCUAAACACGAGAUUCAAUCUUUCAUGGACUGCUACGCCGGAUAUCACCAAAUUCUCAUGGAUGAAAAAGACACAGAAAAAAUUGCUUUCACUACCCCGUGGGGUACAUAUUGUUAUAGGAUCGUGCCAUUUGGUAUAAAAAAUGCAGGGCAACCUACAUGA
Molecule: messenger RNA, 2787 nt
Organism: Solanum pennellii
Lineage: Eukaryota; Viridiplantae; Streptophyta; Magnoliopsida; Solanales; Solanaceae
Exons: 2
Coding region: 1-2787 (928 amino acids)
Molecular function (GO): nucleic acid binding
Source: RefSeq, a predicted model, not a curated record